Oxyura jamaicensis (ruddy duck) is the source of this 2166-nucleotide messenger RNA. It is a transcript of the gene KCNJ10, whose product is annotated as potassium inwardly rectifying channel subfamily J member 10. Gene Ontology annotation, molecular function: inward rectifier potassium channel activity. NCBI's taxonomy places the organism in Eukaryota, Metazoa, Chordata, Aves, Anseriformes, Anatidae. Gene Ontology annotation, cellular component: plasma membrane. The record is from RefSeq and is a predicted model, not a curated record. Gene Ontology annotation, biological process: potassium ion import across plasma membrane; regulation of monoatomic ion transmembrane transport. The coding region runs from base 120 to 1262 and encodes 380 amino acids. The transcript has 2 exons.
AGCACCGGGGAGGACAGGGAGGGAGGAGGGGACGGAGGGGGACGGCCGGAGGGACAGGUGAGCGGGCGGGGGCAUAAAAGCACGGACGGACGGACAGAGGCACGCACGGACGGACAAGGAUGACGUCGGCCACCAAGGUGUACUACAGCCAGACCACGCAGACCGACAGCCGCCCGCUCAUCGGCUCGGGCCUGCGCCGGCGCCGGGUGAUGACCAAGGAUGGCCGCAGCAACGUGCGGAUGGAGCACAUCGCCGACAAGCGCUUCCUGUACCUCAAGGACCUGUGGACCACCUUCAUCGACAUGCAGUGGCGCUACAAGCUGGUGCUCUUCUCUGCCACCUUCGCCGGCACCUGGUUCGCCUUCGGCGUCGUCUGGUACCUGGUGGCCGUGGUGCACGGGGACCUGCUGGAGUUCGACCCGCCGGCCAACCACACGCCCUGCGUCAUGCAGGUCCACACGCUCACCGGCGCCUUCCUCUUCUCCCUGGAGUCGCAGACCACCAUCGGCUACGGCUUCCGCUACAUCAGCGAGGAGUGCCCGCUCGCCAUCGUGCUGCUCAUCACCCAGCUGGUCCUCACCACCAUCAUGGAGAUCUUCAUCACCGGCACCUUCCUGGCCAAGAUCGCCCGGCCCAAGAAGCGAGCGGAGACCAUCAAGUUCAGCCAGAACGCCGUGGUGGCGCAGCACAACGGCAAGACCUGCCUCAUGAUCCGCGUGGCCAACAUGCGCAAGAGCCUCCUCAUCGGCUGCCAGGUGACGGGCAAGCUCCUGCAGACCCACCUCACCAAGGAGGGCGAGAGCGUGCGGCUCAACCAGGUCAACGUGGACUUCCAGGUGGACACGUCGUCCGACAGCCCCUUCCUCAUCCUGCCCCUCACCUUCUACCACGUGGUGGACGACGCCAGCCCCUUCCGGGACAUGGCCCUGCGGACGGGCGAAGGCGACUUCGAGCUGGUGGUGAUCCUCAGCGGCACCGUGGAGUCCACCAGCGCCACGUGCCAGGUGCGCACGUCCUACCUGCCCGAGGAGAUCCUCUGGGGCUACGAGUUCACCCCCGCCAUCUCCCUCUCGGCCAGCGGCAAGUACGUGGCCGACUUCAGCCUCUUCGACCAGGUGGUGAAGGUGGCAGUGCCCUGCUGCGUCCACGAGACCGUGCGGUUCGGGGACCCCGAGAAGGUGAAGCUGGAGGAGUCCUUGCGGGAGGCGGCGGAGCGGGAGCGGGAGGGAGCGCCGCUGAGCGUCCGCAUCAGCAACGUCUGAGACGCCGCCAGCCCUGGAGAUGCCGCCAGCGCGGGGAGACGCCACCGGCUCUUCCCCCCCUUCCCGGCUCUCGCCGUCCUCCUGGGCCUUUCCCCCCUUCCUCGUGGCACGGGGCUGCCCCGGGACCCGCGUGGGUGCUCGCCCAGCGGUGGGACCACGUCCCCCAUGUCCCAGCCCACGUGGGGACGGGGCUGUCCCCGUCCCCCUCAGCUAACGCUCUGCUAACACCAGCCAGAGACCCCCCUCCCAGCCCCUCUGCGCUGCCAGGAGGAAGGUGGACACAAUCCUGCCGGGAGAUGCUGUCCCCGGGGUGGGGGGCACACGGCCACCCCCAGCCCCUGGGGACACGGUUUCUCACCAGCUGGGAGCUGCCUCGCUGCUCGAUCCCGCCCCGGCGAGCCGGGAGGAGCGGGAUGGCUCCGUGCCAAGGGGGGAAACUGAGGCAGGACCCCCCCCCCCCCCCCCACACACACCGAGGCUGCCCCCAGAGCCGGGGCCCCCUCCCCACGCUGUCCCCCGGCCCCCUGCCUGCGGGAUGGGGACACCGGGGUGUCACCGAUAAUCGGACACGGCCGCGGCGCCGCGUCCCCGCUCGAGCCGCCACGGGCCUCGAGCACGUCGCUGCUGCUAACGUAGAGCCUCCGCCUAUUAACGCGCCUCACCGGGCAGCCCCGCGGCCCGGGGCUGAUCCUCCCUCGCUGCACCGAGCCCAGGUUCCAUGCACACGUGUAUAUAUACAGGGCGACUAAUCUCUCUAUAUAAACGGGGAAGGAGGGUUUCACCCCUGGAAAGCCUCACUCAUUCGAGCCCCGCUUCUGCCGGGGGCACCUCGGGGUCUCGUCCUCGAUUUGGGGGGGGAGAAAAGACAAAAGAAGUUACUAAAUAAAAGUUCUAUUGACAGGCA